GGCGAGGAGCGAUUCUCAAAAGUUGCCUCUAUUCUUCAGCUUCCUGUCGACGUCACCAGUAUGGGUUCUGAGGAGGCAGAAGAAAAACCAAUUGCUUCGAGUGCAGCAUCAAAAACAUCAUUCAUUUCUUGUGUUUUGCCGGAGCAGAAAAUCCUGUAUGCGAAAAAACGACGAUGCGUUCUUAUUGCCAACAGUCCAACACCAAAUAAAUUUCAGGAGUUCUUUCCUGUCAUUUGACAAAAAAAUUCUAAGCCUGAAACAUCCUCGAGAAUAUCGAAGUCUUCUUCCGGAAGCCGCUUUCUAUUCCCGCCAACUCCUCGAGCACCUCUGUUUUCUAUGCAUCAUGGACAGCGCUACAUCUUUCACGGGCCUGCCGAGGAACCAGUGUAACCCGUACUUGAGAUUCAUCCGCCAACCCCCGGAAAAAGCCAACAUUUGGAAACCCCCAGAAGUCAUCACGGAGCAAGCCGUUCUCAAAAUGCCUCUGAUGGAACGGGGAUUAUACGUUUCAAACAUGAUUGCGUCCAAGUUCUGCGCCUGGUUAAGAUCACUCGGGACCGACAAUAGCACGAGUAGUAUCAAUGAAGAGGUUUUGAAGGAACUCUUCGAGAUUCAGCUUGAAAAUCCUACCUCAACAGGCAUUGAAACGAGGAUCAAAGAAUUGCCGUUCCUACCCGAUGUCAUCUCCGACGCCGAAAACAUCCCACAGAGGUCCUUCCGCGCUCUUCAUCGGCUGAAUAUUUUGAUGGACGCAAAAACUGCUGGAAAUUCCAAUGAUAGACGCAAAGUCUCAGCAGGAAGCACCAAGAGAGGAUGGAAGUUUUCAAAAAGCCAAGCAAAGGAGAAGUAUGUUCCCUCCGGGAUUGUACCGGAAGACAUCGCAAAAUUUGAAUAUAAGUUUUUUGAUGAUCCACCAAUUCAACCGGAAUGUUGAAAAUAUGAAACAAGUCUCUCGAAGCUGAAGUAACGAAAAGGACGGCUUUUCAGGAUCUAUGUUACCUCAUGAGACUGAGGGUCAUUUGUUCCAUUUUUGUUUUAAAAAAAAAAAAUCCAUCGUAACUUUU
Molecule: messenger RNA, 1064 nt
Organism: Bemisia tabaci
Lineage: Eukaryota; Metazoa; Arthropoda; Insecta; Hemiptera; Aleyrodidae
Source: RefSeq, a predicted model, not a curated record